Messenger RNA from Ceutorhynchus assimilis (cabbage seed weevil), 663 nucleotides. NCBI's taxonomy places the organism in Eukaryota, Metazoa, Arthropoda, Insecta, Coleoptera, Curculionidae. The record is from the annotation of a GenBank genome assembly.
AUGAAUGAAGAUCUGGAAAUGGUAGACUUUCAUCUGGGAAAUUUUGUAAUCAAUAUUGAUUCCAAAAUGGCAAGAAACUUAUGUGAAGAUCCCGAACUGGCUCGAAGAUAUAUUGAUGAACUACGUAGACAGUGUCCAGAAGCUGAGGCUGGCACUUCGACUUCAACCAGCUCAGUGUUGGUGCCAAGUGUAGCAGCAGCUAGUCAGCCUGUGCAUAAUCAAAAAAGUGAGCAAAAAGUAUGGACCACAUCAAAAGGUCAAACACCAAGGGAUUUGCAAGCCACAGCAUUCUUUCUGUGUCUCCGUAAGGACCUGGACAAAAAAUUUAAAGACAAAAAAACUGCUAACACAACUCUUUGGCAGGAAGUUGCUGAAAAAAUGAAUCGUAAUGGGUAUUUUGUGGGUUAUGGCUCAGAUGGUAGAGAAAGGUGUAGGCAGAAGUUUGCAAAUCUCCAGCAAACAUAUCUGAAAUACAUUGACCGAAGACGGCAGACUGGAGAAGAUACCUUGGAUGGUAUUGACGUUGAAGAAAACCCCGAAGACAACAUCAAAUCAGUUUUUCCCCUAGUAGGCUACCCCGCUAACAGUCACCUAUCAGUGUCCACUUCAUCCCAGCUCAUCAAGGCCAGCGAGCUAAUGGAAGGUUUUGAAUCAUCCAACUAA